Messenger RNA from Syzygium oleosum, 1203 nucleotides. RefSeq names its product polygalacturonase-like. The transcript is spliced from 4 exons. Lineage: Eukaryota; Viridiplantae; Streptophyta; Magnoliopsida; Myrtales; Myrtaceae. The coding region runs from base 1 to 1203 and encodes 400 amino acids. The record is from RefSeq and is a predicted model, not a curated record. Gene Ontology annotation, molecular function: polygalacturonase activity. Gene Ontology annotation, biological process: carbohydrate metabolic process.
AUGGCGAAGUCGUUCGUCGCGAUUAAUAGCUCCACAAACAGUUCAUGGCUUCUCCUGGUUUCAUUCUUUCUCAUUGUGGCCACGUCUCUAAGACAAUCAGAAGCGGCCGUGUAUAACGUGCUGAGCUAUGGAGCGAAGCCGGACGGGAGGUCCGACUCGACCCAAGCGUUCCAAAGAGCGUGGUCGUCGGCCUGCACGUCGGCCGCGCCGGCCACUGUCUACGUCCCGCAGGGCAACUUCGUGCUGGGCCCGGUGGUGUUCACCGGGCCAUGCAAGAGUAGGAUCUUGUUUCAGAUCGCAGGGACCCUGGUAGCGCCAUCAAAUUACUGGAGUUUGGGGAAUUCUGGGUAUUGGAUAUUGUUCAUUAAGGUGACAAGGGUUCAGGUUUAUGGAGGGACUCUCAAUGCACAAGGUUCUGGUUACUGGGCUUGCAGGAGCUCUGGCAAGAGUUGCCCCGUGGGAGCUAUGUCGAUAUCGUUCCAAUGGUCGAGUGAUGUCGUGAUCAGUGGCAUAACCUCCAUGAACAGCCAAAUGUUUCACAUCGCGAUCGCCAACAGCGCGAAUGUGCUUAUCCGGAACGUGAAGAUAAGAGCGCCGGCACAAAGCCCCAAUACCGAUGGCAUCCAUAUCAGUUCUUCCACUGGAGUAACCGUUGUCUCCUCCUCCAUCAUGACCGGCGACGACUGCAUCUCCAUCGGUCCAGGCUCCAAGAACGUCUGGAUCAAGCGUAUUGUCUGUGGCCCCGGGCAUGGCAUCAGUGUUGGAAGUCUGGGAGUGAAUGCGAAUGAAGAUGGAGUUGAGAAUGUGACAGUAACAGGUGCAGUUUUCACAGGAACUCAGAAUGGAGUGAGGAUCAAAUCAUGGGCAAGGCCAAGCAAUGGAUUUGCUAGAACCAUUUCUUUCAGGAACAUCCUCAUGAAAAAUGUGUUCAACCCCAUCAUCAUAGAUCAAAAUUACUGUCCCAGCACAAAUUGCCCUAAUCAGAAUUCAGGAGUGAAGAUUAGCCGAGUUACGUACAAGAACAUCAAAGGAACAUCGGCCACACAGGUUGCGAUGAAUUUCACUUGCAGCCCGACGAAUCCAUGCUGGGGCAUUGCAUUACAGAACAUAGAACUCACGUAUCUUACUAAACAAGCCACUUCUUCCUGUAAGAAUGCUGGAGGCAGCAGCAGUGGAAUUGUUGUACCGAGAAGUUGUUUCUGA